AUGCCCUGCGAAGGUUGUACUUGUGGAUUGCGUGAAGAUGGCGGAGAGGAGGGGGAUAUUCUGGAACAGACUAAUCUCGGUGUGAGGUCCUUUACCGCGCCUGCAGAGGAACGUGGGGAGCCCGAAGGAAUCGAGCCUGCGGUACCUUUGCGAUCUAAGCAAUGGUGGAACAACCCUUCUGAUGACAUGUGCGGAGCUUACGUGGAAAGAUAUCUGAAUGGAGGUCUCACAAUGAAUGAAAUUGCGAACAAACACAAACCCAUAAUUGGUAUCGCUCAAACUGGCUCGGAUUUGGCGCCUUGCAACUCCGGUCAUGUACAGCUCGCUAAGCGUGUCCGAGAUGGAAUCAUUGCUGCUGGAGGUACUCCUUUUGAAUUCCCUUGUCAUCCUAUUCAGGAAACUACCAAACGUCCAACCGCCAGUCUUGACCGGAAUUUCGCGUACUUGUCGCUUGUCGAGGUACUUUUCGGCUACCCUAUGGAUGGAGUGGUUCUUCUUACCGGUUGUGACAAAACUACGCCAGCCAUGCUGAUGGCCGCCGCUACCGUCAACAUUCCUGCUAUUUGUAUGAACGUGGGACCUAUGUUAAAUGGAUACGCUGGUCAACGCCUUGUGGGUUCGGGUACCGUCUUAUGGGACGCACGAGCUGCUCUUGCAGCAGGCAAGAUCGAUCAACUGCAACUGAUGCAAACGGUGGCAACUUCAGCGCCCAGUUUGGGACAUUGUAACACCAUGGGAACGGCCAGUACGAUGAAUGCCUUGGCUGAAGCUCUUGGUAUGGCACUUCCCGGUAGUGCUUCCAUUCCUGCUCCUUAUAGAGAAAGGGGUGCUUGUGCAUAUCAAACUGGACGUCGAAUUGUCGAUCUCGUGCGUGAGGAUGUCAAACCCUCUGACAUUUUGACGCGAGAAGCCUUCGAGAACGCCAUUGCCUUGAAUACUGCCAUUGGGGGUUCCACCAAUGCACCUAUCCAUUUGAACGCUAUCGCCAAGCACAUUGGAGUCCCCCUUUCGAAUGAAGACUGGCAGGAUGUCGGUUAUAAACUCCCAUUACUGGUCAACAUCCAGCCUGCUGGAGAAUACCUUUGUGAGGAAUACCACCGAGCUGGGGGUUUACCAGCCGUCACCGCUGAGCUCAUCAAACAUAAUCUCUUACCUCAUCCCGAUGCUUUGACUGUUUCAGGCCGUUCGAUCGGGGAUAACUGCCGCGAAGAUUUCAGCACCGAUAAACGAGUCAUCCGUCCCAUUGAUAGACCUGUCAAGACUUCAGCCGGAUUUCUUCAUCUUUCCGGCUCUCUAUUCGACAGCGCCAUCAUGAAGACUUCUGUGAUAAGUCAAGCGUUCCAUGAUCAGUAUCUAAGCAACCCAGAUGACCCAAUGGCUUUUGAAGGUCCCGUGGCUGUAUUUGACGGUCCAGAAGAUUAUCACCAUCGUAUAGAGUCAGAAGCUGAUAUUCAAGCUGGGACAAUCUUGAUCAUGCGAGGAGCUGGUCCACAAGGAUACCCAGGAGCAGCCGAAGUUGUCAACAUGAUACCCCCUGGUCGAUUGAUUAGACAAGGUGUAGAGCUGCCUUGUAUUGGUGAUGGUCGACAGUCGGGUACCUCUGGUAGUCCCUCAAUCUUGAAUGCUUGCCCGGAAGCGGCUACCGGCGGAAACCUCGGUAUCUUGAAAGACGGUGAUAUCAUUCGGAUCGAUUUGGCGCGUGGACGCGCGGACAUCAAAGUCGAUGCCAAAGAGUUAGAAGCCAGAAGAAAGGAAAUGGGUCCAUUCAAAGUUCCCAAAUCCCAAACGCCAUGGCAAGAAUUGUUCAGAGAAAACGUUAGUGAGCUUUCAGAAGGCAUGGUCAUUCCUAAGGCAGUGAAGUAUCAACGUUUGGCACAAACUGCCGGUAUCCCUAGGCGUAAUCAUUAA
This is a messenger RNA of Kwoniella shivajii, 1908 nucleotides long. Its product is annotated as dihydroxy-acid dehydratase. Bases 1 to 1908 code for a protein of 635 amino acids. The transcript is spliced from 7 exons. The record is from RefSeq and is a predicted model, not a curated record. Lineage: Eukaryota; Fungi; Basidiomycota; Tremellomycetes; Tremellales; Cryptococcaceae. Gene Ontology annotation, molecular function: hydro-lyase activity.